UCACUCUCGAUCCUUCAUCCAUAGAAUCCACCAUGGCCGCUCACCAGAAGGGAAAUACUGCAGGUGACUCCAAGUCGCAGGAAGAAGCGAUGAAUGUCAUUCGAAAGAUGACGAAAGGCAAUAAUAAACCGGAGGAAGAAUGCUGGCUGCAGAUCAAAAAGGGGCUCUGGAUCACGGAUGAAAUUUGCGAUGCGGUCCAAGAGACCAAGGCGCGCCACAAAAAAGCCACCAUCUGUUGUUCGUGUGACGGAAAGAUUGGUCGUCUACUAAAAAUUUUGUUGAGUGAAGGGUCGGCUUGUUCCUGCUUGACGUUGGACCAGAUAACAUUAUUAUGUGGCGACCAAGAACGGAAUCAGGGGUUGGUUACUUGGCAAGCCUUGGGGUCUGCCUUGGCGUCAUCGAAUCUAAAACAUCUCACCAUCACAAACACGUCGCUGCCUCCACAAGGCAUGGCGGCAUUGGCCGCCGGAUUGGGAGUCUCCUCUACAAGACUUCAGACCCUUACUCUCGCGGAUACGCAGUGGGAAGAGGCGGACGACAAAGCCUUGGCGAGUGCUCUAUCCCACAAUCGGCACUUGCAAACCAUCCGCUGGCAAAGAUGCGGACUGGAAGAUGCCCGAUUGGCUCGCCUGGUCCAAUCGCUUCGGGAUCACCCGUCUCUGUUAGAAUUGAGUUUGUCGGGAAACAAAUUUGCUCACGAGACCAGUGUCGCCUUGUCGGAGCUGUUGCAGUGUUCCGACCUUCAAUCGCUGUGUCUGGACAAUCAUGCGUAUCGACAUCGACGCAAUAGAGACAAACUGAAUAUAGAAAUGUUGGCAUUGGCACUGGGACACAACACAAAGCUGCGCUCUCUAGAUUUAUCCGACAAUCUCCUGGACGAUACGGACUUGGACUUGUUGGCACGUGCCAUGAGCCACCAUUCCUAUCUGCAAACGAUCAUCUUGGCGUACAACAAGAUCUCUCAUGAAGGCUUUUCCCGUUUCGUCCAUCACUGGCUGCCACGCAUUCACCAUCUCCAGACGUUGGAUCUGCGAGGAAACUGGAUGGAAGAUAUUAUUAUUGGUCCAGCAAAAAGAAGAAAUAGUAGCCAUCACGAAGCGCAACUUCUCAGGAACCAUGCCAUCAAAGCCAUGGUGGAAUUGAAGGAUGUCUCAUUGAUCAAAGCUGUGGCUCUUCCCGAACGAAUUUCACCGGGGCUCUGGCAUUUGCUCUUGAAUCGUCUGCAAAAGAUACUACAUCAGCAGAACGAAGCGACAACAGGACUUGCCGGCACUACAACUAUUGAGGAUUUGCUCUAUCUCACAAUAAGAGGACCCAUGGUGUCAUCAUUGAAUCUAUGACCUUUGUCUAGCUAGCUAGCUAUCGGCAACAGUGAGAUCUUGUGCGGCAUACUUUGCGGGCAAGUUCUGACCGCAAGGCAACAUCAUAGAAGAUACUAUACUCGAUGAAAUUGUAUUCUUGAUAUGCAAUGGCAUUGGCCAGCUCUUUUCUCACUUUCUCACGCCCUCAAGAACUGGAAGUGGACUUGAAGCUCUCAUGUCAUCAAGCCAGCCAGCCAGCAAAUGGGCGGCUCCAACGUAUGAUAUGUGCUCGAGUAGUCUGGGUAGUCUACCGUACCGGAGGGAGAAUUCGUAUUUCUUCUUUUGUUGGAGUUGUUGCUGUUGAUCAACUCAUCAGUGGCCUCGACGACCGCGAUGUUGCUUGGCAGAGCAAUGCUGGCUAACCUAGACACUCUAGCUACCUGGCUAACCUAGACACUCUAGCUACC
Molecule: messenger RNA, 1768 nt
Organism: Seminavis robusta
Lineage: Eukaryota; Bacillariophyta; Bacillariophyceae; Naviculales; Naviculaceae
Source: the annotation of a GenBank genome assembly